This is a messenger RNA of Cooperia oncophora, 1407 nucleotides long. NCBI's taxonomy places the organism in Eukaryota, Metazoa, Nematoda, Chromadorea, Rhabditida, Trichostrongylidae. The record is from the annotation of a GenBank genome assembly.
AUGUUCAACUACUAUUCAAAGACGUCCUACGAUGAAUACACUAUUCAGUCAUCGCCCAGCCCUCGAAGCCUUGGAUUCCCGUCGUAUUAUUACCCUACCGCAUACGAGAAACAACCAAAUCAUGCACUCAGUCCACGUCAGGCUGAAGCUGUAGAGCGUCAGGCGCCAACAAGCGCUUUCACUCAGAGAGACCCCGAAACGCCAGCGCUCAAUGACACUCGAAACGGCCCCACGCAUGUGCCAACGAAGAAAAACAUCGUGCCGCAGCAUUAUCUGACAUUUAUUGCUGCUCCGGUGGGGCCCAAGUCUUACGGUAACUACCCUGAAUUUACGGGGAUCAGUCCAAAACCUGCUCGAGCACUGAGUGAAGAAGCUCGCUCUCAGCAAAAUCGAACUCCUAGUAUUGUAUUGGAUCAUUAUGUGGACGAGAAUAGCUACGAUGAGCAGCCGAACGCGACGAUGGAGACGAAAGUCACCGGCCAAGGCCAACCGAAGCGCGUCGGUCGCUGGACCCUGGCACAAUUGAGGCAAACUGAUGGUAUUAUUCCGAGCCAGGCCGGAUGGAAUAAGGGAGACUCCCAGAAGCUCAUGACAAACUUCGGUACACCAAGAAACACAUCUACCAGAGUGAAAGCCGAAAAUCUCCAGGAAAUUCCCGAGGAGAUCGCUAACCGUACCCAUGGUGAAGUUCGUCUUCAGUCCGGUACCAACAAAUUCAGUUCACAGCGUGGUAUGACUGGCUUCGGUACUGGCCGUGAUGUGUGCCGAGAGGGAAAGCACGUCAACACCAACCCUGCAGAUCUCCAGGACCUUCCCGAGGAGAAGAUUCGUCUCUCAGACGGCAUUGUGCGUCUCCAAGCCGGUACCAACAAGUAUGAUUCUCAGAAGGGUAUGACCGGCUUUGGUACGACCCGUCGUGAGACCACAAAGAUGCUAGAUACCAAGCAUCCGGAAUACGAUCACGAGCGGCCAGAUCAGUCAGAGAUUCCUCUACAGUCAGGAACAAACAAAUUCGCUUCACAGAAGGGAAUGACUGGUUUCGGUACGUCUCGUCGUGAAACCACGAAAAUGAUCGACAGCAGCCAUCCCGAAUACGAUCACGAGGCUUCUAUCGAUCAGACAACAAUCCCCAGCCAAAUGGGUUCAAACAAAUACGCCUCUCAAAAGGGAAUGACCGGUUUCGGACAACCACGUUGGGAGGUACCGUAUUCUUUACACUUGACAGUAUCGGACUCAAAGGUGCUCGACCCCUCGAUUUCGUGGCAGAACCGCAAGUCUCAGGGCAUGGUCCGCCUUCAAUCCGGUACCAACAGAUUCGCUUCGCAGCAGGGUAUGACUGGUUUUGGUACGAUCAGGAACACGACCUACGAGGGCAGAGGGCGUGAGCGUGCCUUACGAAGGCCAUGA